Messenger RNA from Didymella exigua CBS 183.55, 1694 nucleotides. RefSeq lists its product as uncharacterized. The transcript has 2 exons. The coding region runs from base 75 to 1403 and encodes 442 amino acids. The record is from RefSeq and is a predicted model, not a curated record. Lineage: Eukaryota; Fungi; Ascomycota; Dothideomycetes; Pleosporales; Didymellaceae.
GGAGCUACGACGCGUCUGUUUGCUAUCCCAAUCCUCUUGCAUGGACACUGUAAUUUACCCAUCUCGUGGAACAGAUGCCAUUUUUACUGCUUCCUUCAAAAGCGUAUGCCAGGCGCUCGCACAAUCUCACCAUGGAGACCUUCAAUCCAGAGAAUGGGCAGAUCUACACAGAAACCACAUCAAGUAGCGCAAGAUCUAUGGUCCCGUUAGCAUUUAAGGAGCGGAUUACAGGAAGACUUCUCGAUCCACGAGCCGCCAGGCACGCGAGGGGUGCAGGUUCUUUGCAGGAUAUGGCUAUGCGGGUAUGCUGUUGGAAUGUCGACCUGUUCAUGCCCGAAGCUCUAGCGUAUCCAGGGUGGGAACAUGCUGGAAAAGUGUAUCAAAAGCUCAAGUCUAGGGACGCUCUGAGUUUCAGAGCCUGGAUGAUCUUUCAAAAAGCUUAUCCUAAUCAGCCAGAACUUAGCCAUCACUUCCGAUUAGAGAUGCACGAUGUCGUCACAUUUUGGCCGGUUAUCAUCAAGAGUCUCGGCACGCUCAACACUAGUGUACUCACGCACUUCUGCGCCAACGGACUCAACUUAGAUCUCGCAGAGCUGAUGUCCCUCACGGAAGUACCCACAUUGACAGCUUUGAUCCAUACCAAUUCAUCUCAAAGGGAAACUCGCCCAUUUAGGGAACGUGCCAUACGCGACUGGUGUCGUGCAGUGCGCGAGAAGAAAGCGUUUCCAAAGCUGAAAGUGCUUUACUUGUCCUCGAUACCUGAUGCAAGACCCUCCGACAACGUGGUGCUGCACCAUCUCUCCAGAUUUUCUGCUCUCGUUCUAGUGGGCAUCGAGCGAACUAUUCCUCAUUCCCUGAUCAGCAAGUCAGAGAUUCAUGGACAAUGGCAGCGUUCAAGCACGACUCGCGAGCGCAAACUCAACACAACGAUGCACGACACAAAGGCGUCCAUAACCGAGAAGACAAGACACCUCUACAAAUACGCCUGCAGGGUCUCGGAGCCUCAGACGGAAGACGCUUAUCGCACACCAGAUGUUACACUGCGACAUGCACUCACAUGCACACACUCUCGACCCCAAGCAUAUGUAGCACCCCACCCAGUGCAAACCCAAUCAGAUAGGACCGUACAUCCUCUAGGAGCGGAACUGCCAGUCUCGCUCUCCCUGUCGUGUCACGCACCCCAACACGCGCGCUAUGUUGGUUCAGCAACCUGGUUCGUACGAAAACACUGUGAACACUGUUCGCCUGAGGAGCCACCAAAGCGAACACUCGACUCUCCAGCCCAUCAGGAAAACGACGAUCGGGGGACAAAGAAGCGCAAGAUCCGGCAGGCAAAGCAGUGCGAUGUGGGGACACUGCUCGACAUGUUUCGGCCGCCUCCUCCUGAUGGAACAGCGGGUUGAAUGCCUGUCUAUUGCAAUACCAGACAGAUGACUUUCACGCUCUUCAAUCACGGAUAGCUGGGAAAGCAUUCUCUGACAGGACCAUAGCCAUUACUCGACUAUUGAACAUCUUAUGGAACGCAUCCUCUGGCAAGGACAAAACCUAUACAUCCUGCAAGUACUUCCAAGGUGCGCCUUGUGCGCACCUUCCUCUUCUUCCAAAGGAGCGACGAUAGGAGACAACCGUACUCGUCCAGACUCGUCCAGAUCCUUGCGACUGCAAAUUUGCGCCGCGUGCUCAGCCUCGUCGCC